CUCUCCAAGGGGAGUGGCCACUUCCUUCUGAUAUCUGAUCUGGGCUGUGAAGUCACAGCUUCCCCAUAAAUAAGAAGCCUUGUGAGAGGGAGGACUCUACUCAGGGACAGGAGCAGCCUUCAGCUCAACUCGUCAGCUUCUCAACAUCAUCAUGUCCUUCAGUGCUGACCAGAUUGCUGACUUCAAGGAGGCUUUCCUCCUCUUUGACAGGACUGGCGAAAGCAAGAUCACAUUAAGCCAAGUUGGUGAUGUCCUGCGAGCUCUGGGUACCAACCCAACCAAUGCAGAGGUCAAGAAGGUUCUGGGAAAUCCCAGCAAUGAAGAGAUGAAUGCCAAGAAAAUUGAGUUUGAGCAGUUCCUGCCCAUGAUGCAGGCUAUUUCCAACAACAAAGACCAGGGAAGUUAUGAAGACUUUGUUGAAGGGUUGCGUGUCUUUGACAAGGAGGGCAAUGGUACAGUCAUGGGUGCUGAACUUCGCCACGUGCUAGCUACCCUGGGUGAAAAGAUGAAGGAAGAGGAGGUGGAAGCCCUGAUGGCAGGUCAAGAAGACUCCAAUGGCUGCAUCAAUUAUGAAGCCUUUGUCAAACACAUCAUGUCUAUAUAAAUGGAACUCUCAAGAACAAGUUUCUCUAUGAAGACUGACUGGAAAUUAAGCCAAGAAUUUCAGGAACAUUCAUACUCAGCUCUCCAGAUCAGCUGACCAAGAAGACAGGAAAAACCAAAGGAAUUUGGACUAUACUAUACAGAAGGCCUCCCCAAUUUUUUAUGCACCUUUUUAGUUUCUUUAUGCAUCCCCAAGUUACAUUUCUACUGCACAAGUUAAAUGUUUGCAAAUGACUUGGACAAAGUUUCUAUAAGUUUCAAGUCCAAGUUAAAUACUUUUUCAGGACUAUCCACCAUGGAUAAAUGAGUACCCUUGAAAGAAUCCAACAAUCAAUAAAUCCCUUUGGUCAAUCUCUGGUGAUGACAUGGUUUUUGU
Molecule: messenger RNA, 979 nt
Organism: Sarcophilus harrisii (Tasmanian devil)
Lineage: Eukaryota; Metazoa; Chordata; Mammalia; Dasyuromorphia; Dasyuridae
Gene: MYL1
Product: myosin light chain 1
Exons: 7
Coding region: 152-604 (150 amino acids)
Cellular component (GO): contractile muscle fiber; myosin II complex
Molecular function (GO): calcium ion binding
Source: RefSeq, a predicted model, not a curated record